This is a messenger RNA of Nothoprocta perdicaria, 1157 nucleotides long. RefSeq names its product cortexin 3 (gene CTXN3). The transcript is spliced from 2 exons. The record is from RefSeq and is a predicted model, not a curated record. Lineage: Eukaryota; Metazoa; Chordata; Aves; Tinamiformes; Tinamidae. The coding region runs from base 153 to 524 and encodes 123 amino acids.
UGAAAUUCAGAGCCUUUGAGAGACGGCUUUGGAAAUUGGGUGUUCCUCAGUUCCUUGGCAGUCCCUGAUCCUUUAUGCUUAGAAAUACAGGAAGGUGCAGAAGAAUGGAAACUAAAGAUACUUGUAACUACCUGUAACUGCUGCAGUGGGAAAUGGGUCAAGUUCUCUCUCGACUAGAUGAAGAUAAUCAAGCGCAUCUGAAUGGCCUCAACCUUGACUGCAGCCAACUGAUGAUGAGAAGGAGGAAACUGUGGGAUUAUUCCUUUCAGUUUUCCUGGAUGAUGGAGGGAGAGAUAUUYGCUGCCACGUUGUUGCCACCAGGGAGCAUGCCACCAGAUUCCAGCAUGACUCUGGAACAGAAAACCACCUUUGUCUUUGUGAUUUUACUGUUUGUUUUCUUGGGAAUCCUCAUUGUUCGCUGCUUCCGAAUUCUCCUUGACCCCUACCGGAGUAUGCCGACCUCMACCUGGGCUGAUGGACUUGAUGGACUGGAGAAAGGCCAGUUUGAUUAUGCUCUUGCUUAGAGGCUGAAAAAUAUGGAGGCUGAUUUAGCAUAUUGAUAAAGAAAGAUAAAUUCUGUAAUGUUUCUCUUUUUUUUUUCAGAUAAUGUAAGAGUUGCAACAUACAAAUAAACACACCAAUUCUUUUUUUUUUAAUUAAAUAACAAAGUAAGUUAAAUUUUUGAAAGUAGAUUUGUGAACCUUGUCAUGGGGAAAAAAAAGAGCAUUAGCAGAACUGUGUUUUAAAAUGCGCUGGAACAAUACAUCGCAUGUCUGGUACUUUAUAACUCAAUAUUUGAUUUACAGAUAUUAGAACAAGCCUUUUCUAGGGCAGCCUUUUUACCAUUAAGCAGAAGUCUGUAGAAAGAGGUGUCUUAUAAAUAAGGUAGGAAUAUGAUUUUAUGAUAUGUAUGUAGUAAAUAACUUUUCAAGCCCCACAGGACUCUCCUUUUUUCUCUGUUGCCCAAGUUCUGAGGACAAAUAAGGAAGUGUCCAAUACUAUAAGAUAAGGCUUUGAGCUCUGGAAAACUUAGGGAGAAAAAAAAAUUMUUUGUGCAUUCAACAAGAUGCUUUUUCUCAGCACUAAACAGUGGAGAAGCUGCUUAUUAGUAGCAAAGAACUAGCUGUAAUCYUAAUUGUGAAUAAAAUAUCUAAUGA